Messenger RNA from Carassius carassius (crucian carp), 2065 nucleotides. RefSeq names its product rhomboid domain containing 1 (gene rhbdd1). Gene Ontology annotation, molecular function: serine-type endopeptidase activity. Lineage: Eukaryota; Metazoa; Chordata; Actinopteri; Cypriniformes; Cyprinidae. The coding region runs from base 821 to 1879 and encodes 352 amino acids. The record is from RefSeq and is a predicted model, not a curated record. The transcript is spliced from 7 exons. Gene Ontology annotation, cellular component: membrane.
CUAGAAAAAACUACAAACGUCAGCAGCGAUGAGGUCACGCGACCAGAAGCCACCGUUGCAUCACAUCCGUGUUUACCACCUGACUGACGAAACAUGGUGAAAUGAAAGUAAAAUCUGACGUGUCCUACUGUUGAUAGCUAAUAUUAGGACUCGGGAACGCUCCUUUUACUCACAACACAGCAUCCAAACCAAGCGAAGGAACCUCAAGCCUGCCAACAGAUAUCAUGGUAAGCGAUUUGAUCCUACAGAGUUAUUGUUUAUGCAGUCUAGUAACUUUACAUUUACAUUUCAAAGUCAUAAUAUAGAUUUUAUGGCACAUAUAGUGCAUUCAUGACAGUUUUUUUUAUAAGGAUAAUAGAUUAUUUAUUUAUAGAAAGCGAUAGAUUCUAAAAGGUUUUUGUGUGUGUAACGUUACCACCAUCCAUGCAUGAUAACGUUACUAGUUUUAUUACCAAAUUAAACAAAACAAUUCUUGUUAUGAUAUAAUACCUGAUUUUUGAAUUCACAUGAAAUACACAACUAACGUUACAUUUAAUUAACGUUAUCGUAUGAAAUAAAAACGAGAGGUUUAGUCUGUGUGUGUUAGCUUUAUGCUAACGGUAUUCCAGAGUAUUUGUCUACAGAUUGCAAAUACACUACAGCCUACACAUUUACAAUUCAGUUGGAGGUAGACGAAAAAUUAAUCCAAUCAGAUGCUCUCAAGAAUGGGAAUGUCCCUCUUCAGUACUACCUGCAAUUGGUUUGUCAGUUUAAGCAGCAGUCUGUCAAGAAAUAUAAACCAUUUUUAUACAGAUAAAACACUGGUUCUCUUUGUUUAAGGAUGUGGUUGUGUAUUUUAGUUGCUAAUAAUCCGCUAUAUGUGUUUCAGAUGCGUAACAGACAUAGGGGAUCCAAUCUCGGCCUGCUCCUGCUGGCCUCUCAGGUUUUCCAGCUGGGAAUCGACAACAUCCCACCUGUCACUCUUGCAACGUUGGGCCUGAACGUCUAUUUGUUUCUGUUUCCUUUCAAACCCCUCCUACAGGCAUGCUUGAGUGUUCGAGAGGCAUACUGGUACAGAGACUGGAGUCGUCUGCUGCUGUCGCCGUUUCAUCAUGCGGAUGACAUGCACUUGUACUUCAACAUGGCCUCGCUCCUUUGGAAGGGCAUCAGACUGGAAAGGAAACUGGGAGGCGCCUGGUUUGCGUACCUGCUCUCGGUCUUCUCUGCGCUCACCGGAUUGGUCUACCUGCUCCUGGAGAUGGGUCUGACACACAUGACAGAAGACUCAUCAUAUAGUUUGCAGUGUGCAGUGGGCUUCUCAGGUGUUCUGUUCGGGCUGAAGGUGGUGAAUAAUCAUUAUCAUCCAGGAGGGACCACAUACAUCCUGGGGCUGCCUGUAGCCAAUCGCUACACCUGCUGGGUAGAGUUGGUCCUUAUCCAUAUCAUGAACCCUGGGACGUCAUUUGUCGGACACCUGGCUGGGAUCCUGGUCGGUCUGCUCUACACAACUGGACCACUAAAGAGCCUCAUGAAAACCUUUGCAGGCUUUGUGACAUCUACUGGGCAAUAUGGAGGGCAACAAACAUACUACAAUUCAUCAGGAUACAGUGGAUAUGGCAGGCCGUAUCCACCAAACUCCCAGUAUGGACAGCAGUCGUUUAAUCGCAGGCACUAUGGCGCCCCCUACAGGCAGCAGAAUGACAUACCGCCCUCUGCACCACCACAGCAUCCAUAUACAGCAGGUCUGUCAGAAGAUGAGCAGUACGAGGCAGCUCUCAGGGCCAGCCUGAAUGACAGAGGUGGUUUUACGCAGGCUAGAUCAUCACAUGACACUUAUGUCCACUCAAACCCAACUCUUGAAGAGAUCCGCCGGCUACGGCUUCAGAGGUUUAACAGCUGAACAAUUGGAGAACGUGACGCAAUGAUAAUACGAACAGAUUUUUCUUUACAUUUAAAAGAAAACAGUAACCGCUCAGAGCUAGCAGAGAAGAUUCCUCCACUGCUGACUAGUUGUGUCAUUGAAUAGCUUUUAUGAUGUCAUCAGGGGGAGGUUUCAAAGGCCGUUCCCUGUAUUUCUAAUUGCAAA